Kalmanozyma brasiliensis GHG001 is the source of this 1905-nucleotide messenger RNA. Its product is annotated as Growth-arrest-specific protein 2 domain protein. Gene Ontology annotation, molecular function: microtubule binding. Bases 1 to 1905 code for a protein of 634 amino acids. The transcript has a single exon. The record is from RefSeq and is a predicted model, not a curated record. NCBI's taxonomy places the organism in Eukaryota, Fungi, Basidiomycota, Ustilaginomycetes, Ustilaginales.
AUGGAGGAGAACCAAGAUAGUCGCACGCAAGCUGACCCAGAAGCAGCAAGAAGCGGAAGCAAUGCUGCCGAAGUGGUCAAUCCAGACACAAGCGACCGAAAGCGCGAUCAAAGCUCAAACCACGACCAGCUUUCCUCAGAGGACUUUGUCGAGCUGACGCGGAUCUCUCGCAAGAAGGACGAUAUCGAGCGCCACAUCGCCAGUCUGCAAAGCUGGCCGUCAUGGGAUCCGUUCAAGGAUGUGAACUCGUACUCAGCUGAUCCUGCAUCUCUGGCGAGCAGCAAGACGACAAUCGAUGCCAUCACGAGCCAACUUCGCGACCGCCAGACGGACUGCGACGGUCUGGAGCUCGAUGUGCAGCAAUUCAAUCUCGAGGACAUGAAGCGGCUGCGCUCGGUCGCAAAAGCCGUGUCAAAGCGCCACUUGUCCGGACCAGACACUGAUCUGUUGGAGCUGGCACUCGGCACCGUAUUUGCUUUGGACAAGCUUCUCCGUCUCUUGCGCGAGCGUCGUACGGAACACGACUUGACGGAUCUACGGCUGCAGUGGGAGGGCCUGAUCUGCUCAAGCUGGCACGAGGUUGUAGAAUUGCGUCGCGCCAUCGACGCCUUUGAACGCAGAUGCGAAGCUGCGACGGCUGCGCAGCCGAGUAUGAACGGUGCAUCGGCCGCCAGUGCUGGUCCGGGAGAACCCGAGAUCGCACACACGCAAGGAACAUCUGGCCUUCAACAGAUACCGAGGUCGGCAAGCUCGUCUUCCAGGCUACUUUCCGAGUCUCUGAAGCUCGAUUGCUCGCGUCUCGUGCUUCGCAUUCGAAGCUUCGAUGCCGAAAAAGUCCGACCCGCUGGAAGGCUGCUCGACCUCCUGAUCGAUCAAAUCCAGGUUCCAGAAGGACUGAUCGACGAACAAGAGAAGCUCGAAGAUGCGCUGCCUGAUCCUGCCAGUAUCGAGGCCAAGUCGUCGCAAGCCUUGUCCAGCCUUAGCCACGCUACCCACUCAGUACCACGAGCGCAGGACGCUAUAAAGUCGUUCGCCGUAGGGCCUGAAAGCGAGGAUCCCACCAGCGAAGAGGGCACCAGCGUCACCGAUGCGGCCUCAACAACGAGCUCGUUGGCUGAGCCCAGGAAGAUGCCGAACGACCGGGCGCGGAUCUUGAAGAAGACCGCUAUCCGCUCCCAGAAAAGCUCUCACCUUAGCUUGCCGAUGACACAUGCACGGCAUGCUUCGAACCACUAUCGCUCGGAUCCUCGAGAUGUGCUGGACGUCGCGGUAGGCAAUGUUGUCAAUCGCAUGCCGAUCUCGGUCUCGAUCAAGAAUGCAAAGCUGGUGGACUCGAUUGCGCAUCAACGUCCGGGCACCUUCAAAGACUUCAGCGGCCAGUACUGGAUCGGAGAACCCGAGCCGCGCCUCUGCUUUUGUCGGAUCCUUCCAUCCAAUUUGGUGAUGGUCCGCAUCGGAGGAGGAUGGCAAGAGCUGUCCGAGUUUCUCACGCACAACUACGCGCACCUUAAUCUGGAAGGCGUCCAAGAUGAUAUUGCGCUGGCACGCGGAACAAAUGGAAAGCAAGCAGCCAAGAUGACAUGGAUGCGCUCCGCCUCUGGUCCAGCGAGCUCACCCCGCGCCAGGACGCAGUCGUCCAUGGGACCGCUUCGACCAUACGCAGGGCCGGACUUAGACAAUGCGCGACACUCCUCGCGAAUCGUAACGAUGCCCACGGUGAGCACGAACGCCCAAGCGACACCUCAAAAUAUACCAAGCGGCCACCAUAUACCCAGUAUCACGCGACGCCCAGACCCUGUCGAACAGAGGGAUGGGAGCUUCUCGACUCCCUGCAAGAUAUCCGAUCUUGCCUCGAGCACUUCCGACUCGUCGAUCGUCAUUCACUCUUCGUCACCAUCGGCUUGA